UUUUCGACUGCCGCUUAAACAUCGUGUGCAUCGUACGCUACGCUAAUUUCUUCAGUUACGGUGAUUAUUGACAACAUGAAGAUGCUGAGACUCUGGGCAUGCCUGGUCCUGGUCUGCUCCGUACAAGCUACGCCAUUUUACAGCGACUUAAUGCAACAUUUAACACGACCAUUACCGCUGCAUCGCACGCUGUUUGCGCCCAUUCCAUUUGCACCACUCGCACCGCUAGAACCACUGCAUGCUCAGCCGUCACAGCGUGUGGCCAGCGUCUGGGCAGCGCCCCCGCCAGCCCCGCUAGCGGCUCAGCAGCCACGCCCCCAAGCCUUACUUAAUACGCCACUGUUGCCACUCUACAGUAGCAGCUACGGAAGCGAUGGCCUCAGCGAAACAGACUUCGUGCCACUGGAGCAGCAGUCGCUGCAGCAAGCACGUCAGGAUGCGGCCGCAGCUGCAGCCGCUGUCCCAGCACAGGCCGUGCAAUCGAAGCCGUUCAAUGUUGAUGCCAUCACCACGGACGUGAACUCUCCCAAUCCAGCCGUCUUCUUUCAGCAAUCAUUCCCAUUCUUUGGCAAUGAGUUCUUCAACUCUUUUGGCGGCUUCGGCUUUGGUAACACUCAGGAGCCUUGGUGGAAGGGACCCAACGUGUGCACCGAGAAGGAGGAAAAUGACGGUGCGACCACGGAAACUGACGGUGAUGAAACAGUGGACAGCUUUGGUCAAGAACGUGAUGGUACCAGCAGCGUGAUCCGUUCGCCACUGUUUGGCCAGUUCCAAUUCAGCGUGAACUCCUGUGCCGAGAAACCCAACAAGCACGUCUGCACCAAGAUCGUCAAUCAAAAUGGAAAGAAGAAGAUGGUGACUCUGACUCGCCAGUGCUGCUAUGGCUAUGGACGUCCCCGCAACGCGGACUUCACGGUUCCCUGCGAGAAGAUUGAGAUCAAAGACAUCGAAGCCACUGCCGCCGACAUGGGAGCCCAGCAGUUCAUUGAGAGCGCCAAGAGUGCCGGCGAGUUGGGCAAUAUGCUGUCCAACGGCCAAGGCAAGAAAAUGACGCUCUUCAUACCCAACGAUGCCGCUUUCCAGGAAUACCGCAGCCAGCAUCAGCAAGAGAACAACGUGGAUGACUCCAAGCCAGAGGGUUCCCAAAUGUCGUCAAUUUACAAGCUGCACUCCGUGCUGGGCGACGUGGAGCUCGAGGAUGUGCCGAACGAUAAGCUGCUGCAGAGUGAACUGCCCGGCCAGAAGAUACGCAUCAAUAGCUAUCAGCUGCCGCCAGCACUUGGCCUGGAGCCCUAUCGCUAUGCCGCCAACUGUGUGCCCAUUGAGAAGCACGACAAGCUCUCCGAGCAGGCCCUGGUGCACACACUGAGAGGCGUGCUGAAGCCUCUGACCAAGAAUGUAAUGGAUCUAAUACGUGAGCGCUCGGACAUGUCUAUCAUGCGCACCGUGCUGGAGAAGACCAAUGUCAGCGCUCUGCUGGAGGCUGAUAAGCCCGUCACCAUCUUUGUGCCCACGGAUGCUGCCUUCGAUAAGCUGGAGCCACAUUUUCGACGAGCCCUGAAGGAGGGACGUGGCUGCGCCUCCAACAUACUGAAGAACCAUAUUCUGGACCUGACCUUCUGCUCGUUGGCCACGCUGCCAGGUGCCAAGACAACCACCUACAAUCUGCUGGGCGAGCCACUGCUGCUCAACCGCACGCGCAGUGCCCUGAAUCAAACAGAGCAGCCGGCCAUCUACAUUAAUAAUGCCGCCAAGAUUCUAGACGCCGAUAUAAUGGGCACCAAUGGAGUGCUCCAUGUCAUCGACACCAUUCUGCCAACCGAGUCGGCGCUGCCAAUGACUACUUUGAUGUCGCAGAAGAACGUAACGAUCUUCAAGCGUCUGCUGGAGGCCUCUGGCCUUGACAACAACUUCGACGAUUUGGACAACAUCACAGUCUUUGCGCCCACCGACAAGGCCUUGCAGAACUCGGAAUGGGCACGCAUUUUGGCAGAGCAGCCCGAGUCACUGAAGAACAACAAAGCUUUGACUGAGUUCGUCAACUAUCACGUCGUCCAGCCCAUGAUUAAGACCUGUGAUCUCUCGGAGAGCCUAUUGCCAACGGUAGCGGGCACAAAUGUUCGCCUCAAUCUCUACUCAACACAUGCCCUCUUCUCGGACGUCAUGAACCGUGCUACCGUGAACUGUGCCCGCCUGGUGCACUUUGAUGACGAGAGCUGCGGCUCUGUGCUGCACCAGCUGGAUCGCGCCCUGACACCACCCAAGAACAAUCUGCUCAAUGCGCUGGAAGCUAAUCCCAACUACAGCAAGUUCCUGGAGCUGGUGCGCAAGGCCAAUCUGACCCAAAUGUUGGCCAAUGAAUCGGAUAGUUUCACGCUUCUUGUGCCCAAGAAUGAUGUGUUCGAAGAGUUCAGCGUGUCCAGCGAGAGCAAGCCUGCCCAGAGCCAGGCCGAACUCGAAGCUCAGGUCAAGACGCACAUUGUCAACGAUGUUGUCUGCUGUGCUGGCAUCAUACCCACCAACUGGCCAUUUGUACGCUCGAUCGAAUCUAUUUCGGGCCAGCAUCUGCGCAUCACUCGUGACCGCCGUCCCAAGAUCGAAAAUGCCGGAGUUACAAAAUGCGAUCUGAUCGCCACCAAUGGAAUCCUGCACGAGAUUAACGACAUCAUUGUGCCCCGACCACCGCCGCCGCAGCAUCAUCGACCACAGCUAACACACAGCUAUCAGCCCCAUGGCGACUUCGAUGUAUUCUUCUAAGGUCGAUUGUGCUAAAUGUCUCUGAGUGUGUAUCUCUACCUUGUCUAAUACACAUAUGCAUCUAAAUAUAUUUAUAUUAUUUUAUAAAGUUUUAUCAAUGAUGGAAAACUCACAUUAUGCAAAGUAUAACUGCAGUUAGUUGUCUUUCUGAUAAAUAAAAUACAUUAAUAUUAAAA
Drosophila hydei is the source of this 2933-nucleotide messenger RNA. Its product is annotated as transforming growth factor-beta-induced protein ig-h3. NCBI's taxonomy places the organism in Eukaryota, Metazoa, Arthropoda, Insecta, Diptera, Drosophilidae. Gene Ontology annotation, biological process: extracellular matrix organization; cell adhesion. Bases 76 to 2757 code for a protein of 893 amino acids. The record is from RefSeq and is a predicted model, not a curated record. The transcript is spliced from 9 exons. Gene Ontology annotation, molecular function: cell adhesion molecule binding. Gene Ontology annotation, cellular component: extracellular matrix.